Messenger RNA from Schistocerca gregaria, 3663 nucleotides. RefSeq names its product guanine nucleotide exchange protein smcr8b-like. Lineage: Eukaryota; Metazoa; Arthropoda; Insecta; Orthoptera; Acrididae. Bases 183 to 2237 code for a protein of 684 amino acids. The record is from RefSeq and is a predicted model, not a curated record. Gene Ontology annotation, cellular component: guanyl-nucleotide exchange factor complex. The transcript has 12 exons.
AUGGUCGAAGGCUUCAGGUCAAAAGCCACUUUAAAAACAUUGGUUGUUCUAAUAACUUUGUACACAGUAACAUCGCAGGCCAGAGUGAAACAAAACAGACUGUACUAUAUGUAAAUAUUGUGAUUUGACGUUUAUGUAACUGGAAUACACAUGAAGGCCUUCAUUCAAGUACCUGGUACUAAAUGGCAGAAAUACAUGCUGAUCCUGUUGCCUUUGGGUACAAGGCAUAUUUUGAAAACAGUAAAAUGCACAUAUCUCAUGAAAUGAUAUGUGAGGAGAAUAAGGAACAACACAUGUUUAAUCCAGAUGAGGAAUGUUAUUGCACAAAAGAAGAUUUCAUAGUUUUUGCUGAAUUUUCUGAAGUUAUGGGGCCAGUUCCUCUACUAACAUUCCCUUUGGCAAUCAAAGAUGAUCCAAAAAUAGAUGUCAACACGCUUAUUCUGAAAAUCAUGUCUGUUGACUACCAUGCAACUCCCAGUGGCCAGUUUACUUUCUGUGAGGAUGUGCAGGUUCUGCAAGCAGAUGUUGUACCUGGCCUACAUGCCUAUGUUCACUACUGCACUCUCCAUGACCUAGGGGCCAGGGGGUUUGUACGACCACUCUGCUUUGCCUAUUUAUCGACUGACUUAAUAAAAGUGCAAUCACUGUUUCCUACUCUUCGAGAACAGUUCCUAAAGGCAACAGAAAUCCUGCAGUUCAAUAAUCGACAAUGGUUUGUGGAAGAACUUCUAAGAAUGAUGACCACUUUAAAGGAAAAACAAAACAUAUAUUUUUCAUUGAAACAGAAAGAGGAAGAAGGGAUUGAGUUGUCAACAGAUGAAGAGAAGAUCCUUAAUAGUUCUUCAAUAGAUCAGCUAGUUUCACAAUACACUGAAUAUAAGAAUAUGCUUCAUGUGGCAGAGCCAUACAUGAAUAACCAAACAGCACAGGAAGUUGUGAAUGUUUGGAAAGGCAGCCUUGUGAGUGCAGAGAUGAUGCACACAGGUGUCAGUCGCUACAUGGCAAAAUUACGCCAUGAAUUGCUGAACCACGGUAUCACUUCUGCACAGCACAAUGGGCCAUCACUUCGCGCAGUAGUGGCUCUUAGUCCAUGGGGCCUUGCUUUCCUCUUGUGGGAGCUCAUGUGUAUCCAGCGACAACAUCGCAGGUGUCGCCUCAGCAAGAUGGUCUACAUGUUUGCACAGGAUGAGGAAUUACUAACCGAGGGGAUACAGAAACACUCAUCAGAAAGAGCAUUACACGAACCUGAAUAUCUGUCACUACUUAGUGCUCUUACAUACCCUGUAGACAGACCAGACAGUAGCCAUAAACGUUGCAGUCAAGACAGCUUAGAUUUCCUGGAAGCUAGUGCUGUUGUUAGUCUAACUGAAGGAAGCAGCAGUUACCAUUCUGCCCCAGAAUCGGUCAGUGACAUAGUGAUUAAAAAACAGCGGAGCAGUAGUAGCAGCAAUUCAGAAAGCAAUGGAAGUAGUCAGCCAAGUUGUGAAAGUUAUGUUGAUGUUUCUGAACCAGACAGCUGGGCAGAAUCUGAAUCACCAUUGCAGCAUCUGGAUAGUGAUCAGCAAAAAUUAUUCACGUUUUGUGUAUGGGACAGCAGCAGAAGCCAACUACCAAAUGGACUACCAGGAAAAAAUUUAUUGAAAUUCUUCAAGAGCUUUCCCAAGGCUGCCCAUCAUGUACUGUACUCUAUUCUUAUUGGGAGGACAGUUGUCCUUGCUGGAAGUGAAGCAAUGGAGAAGAAGGUGAACAAGAUAAUAGAUGCUCUGGUAGUAUUAUUUCCUGUGAAAUUUGAAGAGGUAGUCAGAAUUCUUAGGUGGCAUCGUGGAAUACUUGUUUCAUCACAUAUCAAUUCAUAUCAACUGAUUGGGGUCUGUGUUCCAGAACGCAUUUCUGUUCAUGAUAUGAUUAGCUCCAGAGACAAGAACAUGGUGACAAUACUGGAUAUAACAAAAGAACAGCUCUUUGGACCAGCAUAUUCAGGCCAAUUUCUGUCAUCCUUAGAAACUUCACCACAGUUCUUUCAGAGUGACCAAACAUUGAUCCUCUUCCUGCAGUCCAUUGCUGCCGAAAUUCUUCAGAAGCUGUUUCUUUUUAGAAUGUCAUUUGUCUCUCCUGUUGGUGACUCAAGAAAUGCUGACCGCUCUCCAGGUGAUAUUCUGAGAGAGAUGGGGGUCCACGGCUGUGAUGCAGAAAUUAUUAAGUAUCUAUUCAAGAUUGGAAUUUCGGAAACAAUUUGAAAUAUUACAGGAAAAACUUGAACCGUCUUCAUUUCUUUAUACUGCAUUUUCCAUUGUGUGCUGUAUUUACCCAAUUGCAGCGGUGUAAUAAUUUACAAACUGCCGUGGUUAUAACCAUAUCAUUAAAUCUUAAGACAAGCUGUGAUAAUAUUUUUUGAUAUUUUACAUUUAGUUUCACAAGCUGUAAACAUGGUUUACAGGAGACUCAGGGUAUUAGAGUAAUGUGGUAGUCGUGCGUGCUCACUGCCUCUGUUUAUUCAUUUUUGUUUUAACUGUCAGCUUCACGUUUUAGUGAAGCAAAUUUAAGAAAAGCAAUAGUGCUGGAAUCAAAAAUGUGUACUUGAAUAUUAGCUUUUAGCAGUAUUAAUAACCAUGUGAUCUGUUAAAACAAAGACAUAAAAGUGCAUUAAAUGGUUUCAUUGUUAUGUGAUCUCUCCAUAGGUGAUAGCUGAUUGUAUUUCAUGAUCAGUUUCUUUCAAGUAAAGAUUAACGCAAAAUAAUCUUGACACAUAAAAGCAUUUUGGGAAUACUGAUUUCGAGAUUUUCUUUGUCUUUCAAAGCAUGUCAAUUCCUUUGGGAUGGGAAGUAAUACAGAGAUAUCACAUAAAAGAAUGGGAAAAUAAUGAAUUCACAAAAAUUUUUACUGAAAGUCAGAAAUGGGAUUGCCAUAGCUCAUAGCUAUUAUUAGUGUUCGGUUUGUAAAGAUGAGCAAGAACCAGAAAAUGACAGUGAAAUGAAAUUUUAUCUAACUUUAAUGUGAUUUGAUGUUAGGUGUGAGUGUGAAAUAAUGUGAAACCAACCAAGCCAAACACAUUGUUUGCAUCACACAGUAUCAAUGAUGUCUUUGAAAAAUUGAGAGCAUAACCUAAUGUAUUUAUAAUCAUGUUACAAAAGUCAUAUGUGCAAUAUUUAUUAUUCAUUUUAUAAUAUUAAAAGUACAAACAGAAUGACAAAUUUUUAAUGUUUCAGAAGCCAAGUCUGAUGAAUAACUGUUGUCUUUAAGAAUUAUAUUGAAACAGAAGGCGAUAAGGAAAAUAUUGUUAAAAAGUUGGUGUACUAAAUUGAUUUUUUCAUUUAUUACUGUUAAGGAAUUACUGUUCAUUAUAUAUUGUUAGCACUAGAAAUAAGUACUGCAUUCAUUAACCAAUUAAGGUGCUAAAUAAUACGUUACUGAGUACAAAAGGGCUUCCUUGUAUCUGUCGGUGGUCUUCCACUGACACUCUGAAGGAACAAUAUUGUUUGCAAAUAAUUAUUUUAGACAUGAACUGUUGUAUGUUUAUCAUAAAGAAGGUAAAGUCUAGGAAAUAAAUGUUUUCCUAGGGUACUGCUUUGUACUUAUAUUCUUUAUGGUACUUAAUAUUGCCUUUUGCUGACUGUGAUAUCAUAUUUCUCAUUGCAUUGACAAUUAAAAAUGUGUGCACCAUUA